This is a messenger RNA of Morone saxatilis (striped sea-bass), 1003 nucleotides long. RefSeq names its product intestinal mucin-like protein. The record is from RefSeq and is a predicted model, not a curated record. Gene Ontology annotation, molecular function: protein binding. The transcript is spliced from 9 exons. Gene Ontology annotation, cellular component: extracellular matrix. Lineage: Eukaryota; Metazoa; Chordata; Actinopteri; Moronidae. Bases 362 to 1003 code for a protein of 213 amino acids.
GAUAAUCACUGUUAUACAACGUGAAAUAUCCAUAAAAUACGUCACUUAGUUAGGGUUGUUUACUUUGACGAUGUUUAUAUUUUUCUGGUCACAUGGUGUGUGCAAAGCCUUCUGAUCACUUUUCCUGACAAACCGUCCUGGGUUGUAUGUCCCCUCUAGUGUAUUUGUCCCGUGCCACUCAGUCAUACCUCCGGGACCAUUUGUGAAAUCCUGUACGUACAACAUUUGCAACGGCGGCAAUAACACCUGCUCCAGCCUGGAAGCCUACGCCACCGAGUGCUCUAACGCAGGAGUCUGUAUUGACUGGAGGAAUUCCACCAAUGGGAAAUGUGAGCACAAUUGUCCAAGCAACAAAGUGUACAUGGCCUGUGGCCCCUCUGUAGAGCCGACAUGCAAUGACAGAUACAACAAGAAGUUCCAGGCUGAUAGCAUUGCAUCCACUGACAAGACUAAGGAGGGUUGCUUCUGUCCUCAUGGCACCACCUUAUUCAACACCGUCUAUGACACGUGUGUCACCUCUUGUGAUUGUGUCGGACCCGAUGGGAAACCCAAACAGCCUGGUGACACAUGGACGAGUGGCUGCGACAAGUGCUUGUGUGACAAGGAUUCCAUGAGCAUCCGGUGUGAGCCUGCUGUGUGCCCACCGGUACAGAGCCCCAACUGCAGCGAGUCUGGCCAGCAGCUGGUCAACAAGACAGACAGCUGCUGCACAACAUCGUCAUGUGAAUGCAAUGUAAGCCUGUGUCCCCCUCUUAAGACCUGCCCGGUGGGCUACGAACGCAACAUCACCUACGGCAUCUGCUGCCAGUCCUACACGUGUGUUCAUAAGGAUGUAUGUGUCUAUGACAUGAAAGAGUAUGAGAUUGGUGCCAAGAUACCAACAUCACAAACAACAUCAGAACCACCAUUAGAAAAACCAGAAAUAUCAUUAAGAACAACAGCAGCACUCUUCGGUGCGGGACAACCAUCAGGAACAACAUUUAUACGGGUCGACACGCUGUAG